Messenger RNA from Trichoderma gamsii, 591 nucleotides. RefSeq lists its product as hypothetical. The transcript has 2 exons. Lineage: Eukaryota; Fungi; Ascomycota; Sordariomycetes; Hypocreales; Hypocreaceae. The record is from RefSeq and is a predicted model, not a curated record. Bases 1 to 591 code for a protein of 196 amino acids.
AUGUCUUCGCAGCAGAACAAGAGCGUGGCCAGCUCGCGCUUUGAGCUGCUGCCUGCCCUCAACCUGAAUUUUGGCAGCAUCACCGACGGCACCGAUAUUCCUCCACCGCCGGAGUCUCCGAUCGAGCCGACGAUUACGCCAGCGAGAACGCCCAAAACCAGUGAUGGCAAUAUCAGCGGCAAACAAGCGAUUCCAGCGACAGUAGCGGCCCAAGAGAAAGCUGACACGACGAUUCCCGAAGACGCGCCACCGAGUCCUGCCAUCUCGGGUCAACAGGGAAGCGCAUUUCAAGAUAACAACGGGCGCAAUAUUGUCAAUGUGUAUCGCCCACAAAGCCAGAGCGGCUCCAGCGUCGCAGACUCGGAGAAGAAGCGAGCGAGCGGCUGGUUCAAGCGUCUAAGAACGGGAGAGAACCAGUCGAGGAGGCGCUCGAGUCUUUUAAGCCUCGAGCAGCAGCCGCAUCUAUCGACAAAUACGAUCACACCGAAGCCGCCCUCUGAUAAUAAACCGCCGCCCAAGAUUCCCAAGCUAGUGCACCUCGAGAGUGAUAACGGCGAUUUUGGAUCAAACUUAUUCGAUGACAUCAAAUAA